This is a messenger RNA of Gossypium raimondii (Peruvian cotton), 1833 nucleotides long. RefSeq names its product E3 ubiquitin-protein ligase At4g11680. The record is from RefSeq and is a predicted model, not a curated record. The transcript is spliced from 5 exons. Lineage: Eukaryota; Viridiplantae; Streptophyta; Magnoliopsida; Malvales; Malvaceae. The coding region runs from base 439 to 1677 and encodes 412 amino acids.
GCGAAAAGAUCAACGACUUUGAUCUCAAUUCUCUCAAUCGAACGGUCCACGAAUUUUAUCACUUUCUUACCAACCAAGACCACGCUUGCUUAUUCUCUCUCUCUUGUUUUGGAGUUAGCAAUGGAGCAGAAAUGCUGUCGCUGUAUUUUCUCGAGAAAAUGAAAGAAAAGUAAAAGUUUUGUGCUUUGAAAGCUAUUUCAGUGUAAUUAUUCACACUUUUUUUUUCCUUUAAUUUACUUUCCUAUACUCUAAGAUGUUUUGAUUGAAAAUAUUAGCUUUUGUAUAUGGAUGGAAUAAAGUUGUUGGUUCUGUCGAUGUUGUGUUGUCGAGUGUUAAGUUGAGUGGUACCAGUUGUGAACUUUGGGUGGAAAGUAGAUAUCUGGAAAGUCGAUAAGCAACCUAUGCUUCCACACUAUGUAAUUUGGUCGCCGGAUUUAAAUGGACAGUUCCUCUCCGGAAGAUAACAGCAAGCAAACUGACCAAUACCCGUUGCUAAUGGAACGUGUGGAAAGCCAUAGCGAUCAAGAGCACAUCAUUAACGUAACAUGGCAUGACGAGCUUGACGAUGCUUCUUCGAGCUCGGCUCUGGAUGAAUUAUCCUCUAGAGUGAACUUAGCACGGAAUGAACAUAGAUCUUCAAGCAGCACACAAGCUUCCGGAUAUCAGACUUCUUCCUCGAACGGGUUGAACUCUCGGAAUUCUUCAUUCACGAGGCAUCGCAGGAGCCCUUUAAACUCUGCAUUAUGGAUUUUGUUCGAGUUACUGUUUAUUGUCAGUCAGAUUACAGCAUCUGUGGUGGUUCUAUCGUUGUCGAGAAACGAAAAGCCAGAAGCUCCCUUGUUCACAUGGAUCGUUGGUUAUGCAUCUGGUUGUGUUGCAAAACUUCCUAUUCUUUAUUGGCGCUACCGUAACCGCAACGGUGGUAUUGAGCAAGAUUCGUUGCACUCAAGUCAAGGUUCUUCUUACGGCAAUCCUAGUGAGUCUACACCAUUUACAGCUAUUGCAAUUAUUCAAGCUUUGGAUGAGGAUAAUGAUCACAUCACUGAAUCAACAAGGGACGGUCAUAUUUCCGGAACCUUAAGUACCAGGUUUGAUGUAUUAGUAGACCGUUUCAAGAUGGUGCUAGAUUGUUUCUUCGCAGUGUGGUUUAUCAUAGGCAAUAUGUGGAUAUUUGGUGGUCAUUCAUCUCCUUCUGAUGCUCCUAAAAUGUACAGGUUAUGUGUAGUGUUCCUUACUUUUAGCUUUAUUGGAUAUGCCAUGCCAUUCAUACUAUGUGCAGCAAUUUGUUGCUGCUUGCCCUGCAUAAUUUCUGUCCUCGGUUUUCGGGAGCACUUUUCGCCAACUAGAGGAGCUACCAUGGAAUCUAUAAGCGCAUUGCCGACCUACAGGUUCAAAUCUAAGAAAAUUGGAAAUGUUGAUGAUCUGGACGUUUCAUGUGCAGUUCUGGCUUCCGGUACUGCAAAAGAACGUGUGAUAUCGGGAGAAGAUGCAGUUUGUUGUAUUUGCUUGGCAGCAUAUGCAGACAAUGACGAACUGAGGGAGCUGCCAUGCAUCCAUGUCUUCCAUGUAAAGUGUGUAGAUAAAUGGUUAAGAAUCAAUGCAUGUUGUCCCCUUUGUAAAACCGAGGUUGGCAACACCAGUGACUGUACUUCGCCAUCAACCGGAGAUUCAAAUUAACAGCAGACCUGAAAAAUGACAGUUGAAAGACGAAGCAAUGUCUUAAACAAUUCGACCUUCAUAUCUUGUAUUCGUAGCUAUUUUUAUGUAUUUUGUUAUAUCAUAAUCGUAUUUAUAUUAUUUUAUGUGUCAAAAAGUUUUUGAGAUAUUCGUACA